GGAAAGGUAGCCAAACCCCAAAUAGGGUUUUUAGUCCCGCUCUGCCUAUUCACACUGAUAUGAUAUCGUAAAGAGUCUAUUCCAUCUUCUUCACCAGCGACUCUGUUACUGUGAAUGUUCAAUUGAAACCAAAACCCUAAAUUAAACCCUAACCACUCUACACCAUGUAUCUCUACAGUCUCACUCUCCAGCGUCCCACCGGCAUCAUCUGUGCCAUCAACGGCAACUUCUCCGGCGGCAAGAGCCAGGAAAUCGUCGUCGCCCGAGGCAAGGUCCUUGAUCUCCUCCGUCCCGACGACAAUGGCCGGAUCCAAACCAUCCUCUCCGUCGAAAUCUUCGGCGCCAUUCGCUCUCUCGCUCAGUUCCGCCUCAUGGGCGCUCAGAAGGACUACAUCGUCGUUGGCUCCGACUCCGGCCGCAUCGUAAUCCUCGAAUAUAACAAAGAGAAAAACGUAUUCGACAAAGUUCACCAAGAAACCUUUGGAAAAUCUGGUUGCCGCCGAAUUGUCCCAGGUCAGUACCUCGCCAUCGAUCCAAAGGGUAGGGCCGUUAUGAUUGGCGCCUGCGAGAAGCAGAAACUUGUUUAUGUUUUGAAUAGGGACACUGCUGCUAGGUUAACCAUUUCUUCCCCUUUAGAAGCUCAUAAAUCGCACACUUUAGUUUAUUCAAUUUGCGGUGUUGACUGUGGCUUUGAGAACCCUAUUUUUGCUGCUAUUGAAUUGGACUACUCUGAGGCCGACCAGGAUUCCACUGGUCAUGCUGCUCGUGAUGCUCAGAAGCAUUUGACCUUUUAUGAGCUUGAUCUUGGGCUCAACCAUGUUUCGCGGAAGUGGUCCGAGCAGGUUGAUAAUGGGGCCAAUUUGCUUGUUACUGUUCCUGGGGGUGGUGAUGGCCCUAGCGGGGUGCUUGUUUGUGCUGAAAAUUUUGUUAUUUAUAAGAAUCAGGGUCAUCCUGAUGUUAGGGCUGUGAUUCCACGGCGAGAGGACUUGCCGGCUGAGCGUGGCGUGCUUAUUGUCUCUGCUGCCAUGCAUAAACUGAAGAGCAUGUUCUUCUUCCUCCUGCAGACGGAGUAUGGGGAUAUUUUUAAGGUCACAUUGGAACACAACAAUGACCGUGUAUCUGAAUUGAAGAUUAAAUAUUUUGAUACUAUUCCUGUUACUGCUUCGAUGUGUGUGCUGAAGUCAGGGUUCUUAUUUGCUGCCUCAGAGUUUGGGAACCAUGCUUUGUAUCAAUUUAAGUCUAUAGGUGAUGAGGAUGAUGUGGAGGCAUCAUCUGCCACUUUAAUGGAAACCGAGGAAGGUUUUCCGCCUGUGUUUUUCCAGCCCAGGAGGCUGAAAAACCUUGUCAGGAUUGACCAGGUUGAGAGUUUAAUGCCAAUAAUGGAUAUGAAGGUCAGUAAUCUCUUUGAAGAGGAAACUCCUCAGAUUUUUACUCUCUGUGGACGUGGUCCUAGGUCGUCUUUGAGGAUUUUAAGAACUGGUUUAGCAGUUAGUGAGAUGGCUGUGUCUAAGCUUCCUGGUAUACCAAGUGCUGUUUGGACUGUGAAGAAGAAUGUUAUUGACGAGUUUGAUGCUUACAUUGUUGUGUCAUUCACAAACGCAACUCUUGUGCUUUCCAUUGGUGAGACUGUUGAAGAAGUUAGUGACAGUGGGUUUCUUGACACGACUCCCUCCCUUGCUGUUUCUUUGAUAGGAGAUGAUUCUCUCAUGCAGGUUCACCCAAAUGGUAUUAGGCAUAUCAGGGAGGAUGGCCGUAUUAAUGAAUGGAGAACACCUGGAAAGAGAACAAUUUCAAAAGUUGGAUCAAAUAGGCUUCAGGUUGUUAUUGCACUCAGUGGAGGGGAGCUUAUAUAUUUUGAAGUUGAUGUUACUGGUCAGUUGAUGGAGGUGGAGAAGCAUGAAAUGUCUGGAGAUGUUGCUUGUUUAGACAUUGCUCCAGUGCCCGAAGGCAGACAAAGAUCUCGAUUUCUUGCAGUUGGCUCAUAUGACAAGACCAUCCGCAUCUUAUCACUGGAUCCUGAUGAUUGUAUGCAGGCACUAAGCGUUCAGAGUGUUUCUUCAGCUCCAGAAUCUCUACUUUUUCUUGAAGUUCAAGCUUCUGUUGGUGGUGAGGAUGGUGCAGAUCAUCCUGCUAGCCUAUUCUUGAAUGCUGGGUUACAGAAUGGUGUGUUGUUUAGAACUGUGGUGGACAUGGUUACAGGUCAGCUUUCUGAUUCGCGUUCCAGGUUCUUAGGAUUGAGAGCCCCAAAGCUGUUUCUCAUCAUUGUGAGAGGCAAGCGGGCUAUGCUUUGUUUGUCUAGUCGACCCUGGCUUGGUUAUAUUCACCAAGGACAUUUUCUUUUAACACCCCUUUCAUAUGAAACCCUUGAAUAUGCUGCUUCAUUUUCAUCUGACCAGUGUGUAGAAGGUGUAGUUGCUGUUGCUGGCGAGGCCUUGAGAAUUUUUACCAUAGAAAGGUUAGGAGAAACAUUCAAUGAAACUGUAAUUCCAUUAAGGUACACACCAAGGAAAUUUGUGCUGCAACCCAAACGAAAACUCCUUGUGAUGAUUGAGAGUGAUCAGGGAGCAUUAACUGCAGAAGAGCGUGAAGCUGCUAGGAAAGAGUGUUUUGAGGCUGCUCAAGCCGGGGAGAAUGGUCCUGGAAAUGCGGACCAAAUGGAGAAUGGUGGUGAUGAUGAAGAUAAAGAUGAUCCCCUCUCUGAUGAACACUAUGGCUAUCCAAAAGCUGAAUCAGAGAAAUGGGUUUCAUGCAUCAGAGUUCUUGAUCCCAGGACAGGAAAUACAACUUGUCUUUUGGAGCUUCAGGAGAAUGAGGCUGCUUUCAGCAUAUGCACAGUAAAUUUCCAUGAUAAGGAAUAUGGAACCCUUUUAGCUGUUGGGACGGCAAAGGGACUGCAAUUUUUGCCCAAAAGGACUGUAACUGCAGGAUUUAUUCAUAUUUAUAGGUUUGUAGAGGAUGGAAGAUCUCUUGAACUUCUUCACAAAACACAGGUAGAAGGUGUUCCUCUUGCUCUAUGUCAGUUUCAAGGAAGAUUACUUGCAGGGAUAGGACCUGUGCUCAGGUUAUAUGAUUUGGGAAAAAGACGUCUGUUAAGAAAAUGUGAGAAUAAGCUAUUCCCCAACACAAUUGUCUCUAUUCAGGCAUAUCGUGAUCGAAUUUAUGUUGGUGAUGUUCAAGAGUCUUUCCAUUACUGCAAGUAUAGGCGGGACGAAAACCAACUGUAUAUAUUUGCCGAUGAUUGCGUUCCAAGGUGGCUUACUGCAUCGUACCACAUAGAUUUUGACACCAUGGCAGGCGCAGACAAGUUUGGAAAUAUCUAUUUUGUGCGGCUGCCACAAGAUGUUUCAGAUGAGAUAGAAGAAGAUCCUACUGGUGGUAGGAUCAAGUGGGAGCAAGGAAAGCUGAAUGGAGCUCCCAAUAAGGUGGAAGAAAUUGUACAGUUUCAUGUUGGUGAUGUGGUCACAUGCUUGCAAAAGGCUUCUCUCAUACCAGGUGGUGGAGAGUGCAUUGUAUUUGGAACAGUUAUGGGAAGUGUGGGUGCUCUACAUGCCUUUACUUCACGAGAUGAUGUUGACUUCUUUUCUCAUUUGGAGAUGCAUAUGAGACAGGAUCACCCACCUUUGUGCGGAAGAGACCACAUGGCAUAUAGGUCUGCAUAUUUUCCCGUUAAGGAUGUUAUUGAUGGGGAUCUAUGCGAGCAAUUCCCAACAUUGCCAAUGGAUUUGCAGAGAAAAAUCGCUGAUGAAUUGGACAGAACCCCUGGAGAGAUACUGAAGAAACUCGAGGAAGUGAGAAAUAAGAUUAUUUAAGAAAUGGUUGCAUGAAAGGUCAUGGUGGAAAUAUGUUUUUCUAGUAGGUCAUUUGCCCGCCGCAGCUAGGUCAAAUACUAACAAAGUGAAGUAAGCUCGUGUAUCUCAUUAAUAGGGGAACGGUGAUUUCUUGUCAUAUUUAAUUGGAGGGGGAUGAAGGAACCUGGCGAUAACUCUACUCUGUAUUGGAGUCAAACCCACAAGCCUCAGUUGGCAAUUUAUGUUGUAAUUAGUCCUAGUUAACUGUUAUCACGCUUUGUGGAUGUGAUAACGUGCCACAUCGCUUCAUAUCUACAACUCACUCAGCAACCCCUCUCUUUUACUCAAAUGAGAUGUUUGAUUUAACUGGAUUUGAAAUUUAGUGUAGAUUAUCACUUUACCAUUUCAACGAAAAGUUAGUUCUAGUUUUCCAAAAUUAAACGCUUGCAUUUAAUGUACCUAUCAAAAUUCAUCAUCAAACAUUAUGCACGAAAGUAAUGAUUAGAGAUUUUUUAUUUAUUUAUUUAA
Messenger RNA from Vigna radiata var. radiata (mung bean), 4316 nucleotides. RefSeq names its product spliceosome-associated protein 130 A. Gene Ontology annotation, biological process: mRNA splicing, via spliceosome. Gene Ontology annotation, cellular component: nucleus; U2 snRNP. The coding region runs from base 165 to 3809 and encodes 1214 amino acids. Gene Ontology annotation, molecular function: U2 snRNA binding; protein binding. NCBI's taxonomy places the organism in Eukaryota, Viridiplantae, Streptophyta, Magnoliopsida, Fabales, Fabaceae. The record is from RefSeq and is a predicted model, not a curated record. The transcript has 4 exons.